AUGGCUAAAAGUAUAUUAAAAGAUAAUACAAUUCCAUUAACUCAAAAUGCAAGACGUGUAUCAUUUGCACCAGAAGUUACAAUGCAUAGAAUUGAAAUAAUGAAUCCAUCAAAAAGAAGAAAAACAGAUGGUGGUUAUUCUUCAUCACCUUAUUCUUCUGAAAUUGAAUCGAGUCAAUUAGUAAAUUCUAAAUCAGAAGAGGUCCCUAGCUUGAAUCAAAUUGAAUUUGAAGAAAUUGAUGGAUCAAAACCUUUAACUGAUAGUUCUGAUGAAAACAAUGAAGAAGAGGAAAAAGAAAUACAUGAUAAUUCACCUAGACAGAAAGCUAAAGAAAUUGUAAAACUGUUAGUACAAUCUGAACCAACUACAUUCACAAAUGAAAUAUCAAUGGACAUAACAGGAAUUAUAAAACCAAAUAAUCCUUCUAUACAAAAUAAUAAUAAUGAAAAAUUAAAAGAAGAUACAGAUGAAGAUGCAGAUUGUUCAAAUGAUGAAGAUGAUGAUAAUGAAAAUGAUGAUGAAAUAGAUAUGCAAAUUACUGAACCAAUAAAAAUUCCAACUCCAAAAUUUCCUUUGAUUGAUGAUGGUGAACAAACUAUGAAUAUUACUAAUGUUAUUACAAAAAUUAUAAAACCUAAUUCUGAUGAAAAUGUAGAUGGAGAUGAAAAAAGUGAUGGAUACAAACACGAAGAAGAAGAAGACGAGGAGCAAGAAGGAGGUGAAAAAACGAUGGAAUUGACUGAAAAAGUAAAUUCUUCAAUUUAUAAAAGUUUAGUAUCAAAACCUAAUUUAGAAGAAAUUCCAGAUGAAAAUAUUGAUGAAAUAGUUACUGAUAAUGAUGAAUUAAAUCAAGAAAUCAAUACUAAUGAUAAGGAUAAUGAAAAUAUAGAUCAACAACAAGAUAUGGAAUUGACGGAACCAGUACAUCGAAAAAAUUUAAACUUAAACACUAAUCUAGAUCAACCUACAAAUAAGAAUCUUGUAAUUACACAAGAAGAUGAUAAUUUAACACAAUCUCAACCUAUGGAAUUGACACAAGUCACCACCAAGAUAAUACGGCAUGAAAAUGAAAAUGAGAAUGAAGAAGUAAAUGAAAAUGAAAUGGAGAAGCAUAAUGAGAAUGAGAAACAUAAUGAGAAUGAGAAUCAAGAUGAGAAUGAAAAUCAAAAUGAAACGGAGAAUCAAAAUUUGAAUUCAAGUUUCUCAUCUUCUAUACAACAGGAACAUGUAAUAACUACAAAAAUUCCUUUGGCUGAAGUCACACAAGAUGAAAUUGUAGAAGAUAAAGAACAACAAGAAAAAGAAGAAGAGGAAGAAGAAAAUGACGAAUUCAAGAAUUACAUACCUGUCCUGUUAACUAAUUUUUUACAAGAUAUAAAUGUUAAAUUUUAUACAGAUAAUCAAUUUUCACAAAUUGAUAUAAGUUCAGCAGAAUCUACUCAUGAAUUACCUAAAUUAAAUGAUUAUCUUGAUUCAAAACCAUAUAAAGAUAUUUAUUUAUUAUAUGAAUUUAUGAGUAAUGAAUUACAAAAUUUUAUAAAAGAAGGUGAUAAAAUUUAUGAUAAAUUUAAUGAAGAAAUUUCUAAAGAUAAUACAUUAAUAAUGAAAAAAUUUUAUCAAAAUGUAAUGAAUUCAUCAGAUAAUAAUCAAAGUAUAUUUUUAAAUUUUCAAAAUUUAAAAGAAAAUACUAAUUUAAUAAGUCAAAAAACUUGGUAUAUUUGGAGAUCAACUUUAACUAAAAAUGUGAUUCAAGAGAUAAAUAUUCAAAUUGAUGAUUUAAAAAAAGAAAAUGAAAUUAUGUCAAAUGAUUUAUUAGAGUUAAAUCAAUUAUAUGAGAAAGUUACGAUUGAAAAAGAAAAAUUAAUAAUUAAAUUAAAAAAUUUAAAAAUUAUAAAACAACAAUUAAGGAAACUAUCAUCAGAAGAAAUAAAAGAAUUUAAAAAUUCAUUACAAAAUCAAAAAUUAGAAAUUCAAAAUAUUUCAAAUACGUUAAAAUCAAAACAAAUUCAAAUUAAUGAAAUUGAUAAUAAAAUAAAUAACUUAAAUUCAAUAAAAUUAAAAUUUCAAAAUCAAUUAAAUGAAAUUGAAAUUGAAUUAAAUAAAUUUAAAAUUUUUACAAAGAGUGAAAAACGUGAGAUAAUUAAUAAAUUUAAAGAAUUAUCAAAUUUAAAUAAUUUAAAAUAUUUAAAAACUGAAGAAUCCACAUUAGUAUUUUUAUUUGAUGAAGAAAUAGAAUUAAAAUUAAAUUUAACUAAUAAUGUUUUAACUUACCUGAUUAUUGAGAAUAAAUUCCAUUUCAAAAAUUUAAUUGAUUGUAUUUUUAAAAUUUCAAAUAAAGACAACGAAACAAUAUUUGAAAAAUUUAAAAAUUUUAAAAAAUUUUGGUUCAAUUUAAAAAAAUUUGAUUUAAAUUUAUAUUUAAUAUCUUUUAAAUUUCCUGUUUUAGUUAAUGUAAUUGAUAACUUAAUAAAUUUUAAUAUUCAAUAUUUUGAUUUCAAGUCAUUACAAAAAUUUAAAUUAAAUGGAUCAAUUUCAAUUAAUUCUAUAAAUGAAUUUUAUAAAAAUGUUAAAAUUGAAACUAUACCUGAAAAUCCAAAUUUAUUUCAUCAUUUAUUACAAGAAAUUGAACAAUAUUAA
This is a messenger RNA of Lodderomyces pseudojiufengensis, 2637 nucleotides long. RefSeq lists its product as uncharacterized. NCBI's taxonomy places the organism in Eukaryota, Fungi, Ascomycota, Pichiomycetes, Serinales, Debaryomycetaceae. The coding region runs from base 1 to 2637 and encodes 878 amino acids. The transcript has a single exon. The record is from RefSeq and is a predicted model, not a curated record. Gene Ontology annotation, biological process: mitotic sister chromatid biorientation; protein localization to kinetochore; mitotic spindle assembly checkpoint signaling.